Messenger RNA from Glycine soja, 363 nucleotides. Its product is annotated as cinnamoyl-CoA reductase 1-like. Gene Ontology annotation, molecular function: oxidoreductase activity, acting on the CH-OH group of donors, NAD or NADP as acceptor. NCBI's taxonomy places the organism in Eukaryota, Viridiplantae, Streptophyta, Magnoliopsida, Fabales, Fabaceae. The record is from RefSeq and is a predicted model, not a curated record. The transcript has a single exon. The coding region runs from base 1 to 363 and encodes 120 amino acids.
AUGGUGCUGAACUCGGGGUGGACGAGGCGGGCCACAGAUGAGGUGUCGUCGACCGACGUGGAGUAUUGUAAGGGAAGGGGGAAGUGGUACUCGAUGGCGAAGAUGGAGGCAAAUAGGGUUGUGUGGGUGUUCAAUAGCGUGGAAGUUAUGGUGGUUCUCCCGACAACGUGUUUAGGGUUGUUGUUGCAACUAGAGCUCAACACGAGCUUCGUUUUGCUACAGGAGCAAAUGAUGGGAUCGAGGGAGACACAAGAGUAUCACUGGUUGGGUGCAAUGCAUGUGAAGGAGAUUGUUAAAGCUUAUGUUUUGUUAUAUGAAACCCCCGUUGUUGCUAGUAGAUAUCUCUGCACCAAUGACAUCUAG